This is a messenger RNA of Manis pentadactyla (Chinese pangolin), 2298 nucleotides long. RefSeq names its product glial cells missing transcription factor 2 (gene GCM2). Gene Ontology annotation, cellular component: nucleus. Gene Ontology annotation, molecular function: RNA polymerase II cis-regulatory region sequence-specific DNA binding; DNA-binding transcription activator activity, RNA polymerase II-specific. Lineage: Eukaryota; Metazoa; Chordata; Mammalia; Pholidota; Manidae. The record is from RefSeq and is a predicted model, not a curated record. The transcript is spliced from 9 exons. Gene Ontology annotation, biological process: gliogenesis; regulation of transcription by RNA polymerase II. Bases 1 to 2298 code for a protein of 765 amino acids.
AUGGGCCCUCAGGGGACGCCUCUUUUCGGGCUAGGGCCGGGAGCCGAGGCAUGCUGUCCGCAGAACAAAGGCACAGCGGAUAAAUUCUGGAAACCCAUCUUGGCUCGCCGCCCAGGGUACCGGAAUCACCCAAAUGAGACGGAUGAACCGAUGAAGAAGGCUUGGUCUCAGUCCCGGGGAGUGCACACCCGGCUGCUGCAGUCUCCAGAAAGCCUCCGCAGAUCGAAUGGGAGUACAAACGAUUUUGUCGUGCUCACCUCUCUUGCCGCUCCUCCCCGCACCCGGUUCACUCUGCGGGCCUCUUCCCUGUGGGCCAAUUCCCUCCAGAGCCCCCGGGAGCAGGGGUGCACCUACACCCGUGAGCACAUGGGGACCUUUGGCACCCACUCGGACGUCACCCCCAAAAGCCAAACCGAGCACAGAGCCCCGGACAAGCACAACAGCUGCAGCAAAAGCCUGGAGUGGGCGCCGGAACAGGGCCGGCCCCGCGCUACUGGCCCGGGCGCAGUUAUCCAGACUGGGCGCGAGGUGGCCGGGGGUCCCACGUACGGUUCCCGCGGUGCCGGGAACGAGCACGGGCUCUCGGGGGACUUUGCUGGAAAGCCUCCGUCUACGAAGCCUCCAUCCACGCCCAAUCCGAAACCCCAGAGGGCUCAGGUCCGCCGGCCGCAGCGUUCCCAGCUCUGUAGGGGCGGGGGUGCCCGGCCGUGGCGCCCGGGGCUGCGGACCUGGCGGGCCUGCGAGGAGAGGCGGAGCGGCGGGAGGAUCUCUGGCGGAGAACGCGGGGGCGAGGCGGGGCAGAUGCUGGCGGAAGGGGGGCAGACGGCGGACUGUGCGUGGUCCUCCGGGAUGAAGCUCAGCUGGGACAUCAACGACCCGCAGAUGCCGCAGGCGCCAGGGCACUUUGACCACUUCCGCGAAUGGCCCGAUGGCUACGUGCGCUUCAUCUACCGCAGCGACGAGAAGAAGGCGCAGCGCCACCUGAGCGGCUGGGCCAUGCGUAACACCAACAACCACAACGGCCACAUUCUCAAGAAGUCCUGCCUGGGUGUGGUGGUGUGUGCCAGGGCCUGCACCCUGCCGGAUGGCUCCCGCCUGCAGCUGCGCCCCGCCAUCUGCGACAAAGCCCGGCUGAAGCAGCAGAAAAAAGCAUGCCCCAACUGUAGUUCUGCCUUGGAGUUGAUUCCCUGUCGAGGGCACAGCGGAUACCCUGUAACCAACUUCUGGAGGCUUGAUGGCAACAUGAUAUUUUUUCAGGCUAAGGGAGUUCACGACCACCCAAGACCAGAAAGUAAAUCAGAGACAGAAGCUAGAAGAAGUGCUAUCAAGAGACAAAUGGCCUCUUUUUACCAGCCCCAGAAAAAGAGAAUUCGAGAACCAGAGGUAGGAGGGAAUCAAGGCAACGGUGGACAUUUUAACAAUGUACCUCCCCUGGAAAAUCCAGAAGACUUUGACUUAAUUACUGACACUGGCAUCCCUAUUCCAGGGCAGUCUUGCUUUUCCUCCCCAAACUCUGAUGUGUGCCGAGGUACCUGUGACCCAGCCACUUUUCAGAAAUAUCUAAAUCCAAGAAUCUAUUUGCCAAGGCCACUGUGCAGCUAUGAAUUGGCAGGCCCUGGUUACACAAAUUCGAGCCCAUAUCCCACCCUUUAUAAAGAUUCCGGCAAUAUCCCUAAUGACACAGACUGGUCUCAUCUGAAUGCACUACAAUAUGAUGUCAACUCAUACAGCAGCUUUGAGAGAAGCUUUGAUUUCACCAGUAAACAACAUGGCUGGAAACCAGUUCUUGGGAAAUCUGGCACUGCGGAGAGGACUGAACAUGGGCAGUUCCAGGCCAUGGCCACUCGCCCUUAUUAUAACCCAGAGCGUCCUUGCAGGUACCUCACCACUCCCCCAGCGGGCCCUCCGGCCCUGCAGACUGUGAUCACCACCACCACCAAAGUGUCCUACCAGGCCUACCAGCCCCCUGCCCUGAAAUACUGUGACAAUGUACGGGAAGUUAAGAGCCUCGCGGGGUGUAACUAUGCUUCUGAAAACACCCCAGUGGCCAUCUACCCGCAAGCACUGGACCUUCCAGCUGGAACAGCCAGGGCAGCCUCUCCACCAGGAUCACUUCCUUCAAAAGUUCUAGGAGAUUGCAGGGCCAUCAGAUCCACUCUGGCUUUUCCUCAAGAGUCAACUCUCUCCAGGACAGAUGGAGCAGAUCUUUGGGAUGUGUGUGUCUCUGGGCUGGGCACUGCCAUCAAUUUUUCAGAUAGAGUUAGUCCAUUCUUUAACUACGAUAAUGAGGACUUUUGA